Messenger RNA from Prorocentrum cordatum, 1722 nucleotides. Lineage: Eukaryota; Dinophyceae; Prorocentrales; Prorocentraceae. The record is from the annotation of a GenBank genome assembly.
AUGGCUGAGCGAGACUUCCCGGUGGUUGGGCCGGGGCCCGCGGAGAGCCAUGGGGCCCGCGGUCUGCGGCCAGUCCCAGGCGCCACCGCGCUGCCUCCGCCAGGGCCGGUCAUCGCACGCUACGUCCUGGGUGCGCCGUACUCGCCGGCGCACAAAGACUCUGGGUGUGUGGUCGCACAGCAGUCGCCAAGCGUGCUGCUGAGCAGGGCUGCCGCGGGACCGCGUGGCGGCGGCGAGCGCGACCGCGGGCGCGUGGUGGCAGUCGACGCACCCGUCGGCGCAGCAGGAGGACCCGCGGGCGCCGGCGCCGAGGCGGCCUCGCUGGGUUCCCUGCCGCCGUGGGCGAGCACGAACAGCGCUUUCUGGGAACGGACGGCGCCCAGCUUCCACAGCGCCUCCAUGGGGACGUCGCCCGACUUGCGGCGCCGUUCGUCACUGGGCCACCCGCUCGCCAACGCCAUCAACGCGAGGAUGCUUCAGCACAGCGCCACGAAAUCAGAGUUCGGCGUGUUCGAAGAGGACGAGUUUUUGUACAAGCCCGAGGUCGUGCCUGGGCCCUUCAGGGAGGCGAGCCGGAUUCUGCUGUCAGACUACCUCAACGGACUCCUUGCGUGCUUGAUAGUUUUCAGCAUGGCCGUCCUCGUCGUCGAGGCCGACUGCAAGACGAGCGGUGAGGACAUGCCGCAGUGGGCGGUUGCGUCGGAGUGGGCAUUGGGGAUCGUCUACGUCAUGGAGAUCCUCGCGCGGCUGGUGGUUUUCCAGUGGCGCUUUUUCAGGUAUCUGUACAACAUCGUGGACCUUGUCGUCAUCAUUUGCGACGCGGCGCUCUGGAUCAUGGCGCUGCUCGUCGACACCUCGACAGAGAGCCUCAGCUGGAUCCAGAUCAUCCGGCUCCUGCGCGUCGGCCGUCUGUUGCGGCUGAUGUUUUUCUUCCCCGUGCUGAGGCUGAUGUUGAAGAGUUUGGCGGGGGCCUUCAGGGUCAUGUUCUUUGGCAUGGUGCUCGUGCUCGUGGUGGUCUUUGUCUGGGCCGUCUUUGGAGUGUACUUCAUCCACCCUCGCAACGCCGCGGUGGCCGAGGCCGGCGUGUACGACAGCCGCUGCGCCCGUUGCCCUGGCGCCUUCAGUUCGGUCUUCGAUGCGGUGGUCACGCUCACCAAGGACCUGGUGGCCCAGGACGGCUGGGGUGAGAUCGCCAUGCCCGUGAUCGAGGCCUACCCAGAGACCUACAUUUAUUUUUUCCUCGCCUACAGCACGGUGACCAUUGCCAUCUUGAACCUGAUACUCGCGGUCAUAGUGGACACCGCGCUGGAGGCCAGGAAGGACGACAUCCAUGCGGUGGCGAGGGUCAAGAGGGAGCAGCGCUCCGCGAACGCAAAACGCCUGCAGGAGCUCUUCAGUGAGCUGGACGUGGAUGGCAAUGGCGUCCUGACGCACGCGGAGCUGGAGAAGGCCUUCGAGACUCACGAGGAGUUCAUGGAUAUCAUGACAGCGAUGGAUAUUUGUGCUCAUGAUUUAGACACCAUCUUCCUCAUUAUGGACGAAAACGGCACUGGCGACAUCGACCACAAAGAGUUCGUUAACGAAUUGCAUAAGAUGCAGGCUGGUGACUCUCACACCAUGUUGGUAUUUAUCAGGUGUAUGGUUUCGCAGAUCCGCAACAUGCUUAUGACCCAGAUGAAGGAGAGCGAAGGAGUCUGUCAAGCAUCUUCUGCUCUGAGCUGA